AUGAGAAUUAAAAACAGGUUCAGCCCCUGGUUCAACCGUGAUCUGGCAAAGUUACUCCACCUCAAGAAUUCCAUUUGGCGAAAGGCUCGGCACACGCAUACUCAGGCUGACUGGCUCUCGUUCAGGCAAAUGAGAAAUAAGUGAACUCAGGCUAUCCAGAAGGCCAAAGUUAGUUACUUUAAAGGAGCAGUUCUCUCUCUGUGGGUCUAACCCCAAUGAGUUCUGGAAAACGGUUAAAGCCUGGAGAAUAAAUCCUCCUCCUCACAGCUGCCCAUGUCCCUUAAUGUUGAUGAUGUGGUUGUUACUGACAAGGAGCACAUGGCUGAGCUCUUUAAUCACCACUUCAUUAAGUCAGGAUUCCUAUUUGACUCAGCCAUUCCUCCUUGC
Molecule: messenger RNA, 387 nt
Organism: Coregonus sp. 'balchen'
Lineage: Eukaryota; Metazoa; Chordata; Actinopteri; Salmoniformes; Salmonidae
Source: the annotation of a GenBank genome assembly